AUGAACACGCGUCAGAGCUACGCGCCCACGCCUCAUAGCUACGUCCCCAACACGAGCCUGGCUGCCACCAUCAACCUCGAUGAAGAGGUGAAGCUCACCGACACCCGCGCUGAGCGCGAUCUCCAAGACUCUCUCGGCGAACUGUUCAGCAUUAUCGUCACGCUCGAUGAGCUGGAGAAGGCGUUCCUGAAGGAUGCUAUCCCGGAGGCUGAAUACACGGACAUCUGCGAGCGCUCAUUGAGGCAGUACAAGGCGCUUCUAGCAGAUGAGACAAUUGCAAACGAAUUCAAAGACCUCGAAGAAUUCAAAGCAAAAUGGGAUCUCGACGUCCCCCGCGCAACUGAACGUCUCCGAGUCGGCAUGCCCUCCACCACCGUCACCGCAUCCUCCGCCGCUCCAGCUCCCGCUCCCGCCGCCGCCGCAAACAACACCAGCGGCGUGCUCAUCCUGGAAGCCACGCAGGAGUUCAUCACCUUCCUCGACGCCGUCAAGCUGGGCCUGCUGUCCAAGGACCAGCUGCACCCGCUGCUCUCGGACGUGAUCCAGUCGGUGAACCGCGUGACGGACAAGGACUUUGACAACCGGGGCAAGAUUGUGCAGUGGCUCAUCACGCUGAACCAGAUGAAGGCGUCGGAUGAGCUGAGCGAGCAGCAGGCGAGGGAGCUAGAUUUGGAUAUCCAGCAGGCGUAUCAGGGCUUUAGACGUACAUUGACAUGA
Molecule: messenger RNA, 717 nt
Organism: Trichoderma gamsii
Lineage: Eukaryota; Fungi; Ascomycota; Sordariomycetes; Hypocreales; Hypocreaceae
Exons: 3
Coding region: 1-717 (238 amino acids)
Biological process (GO): protein transport to vacuole involved in ubiquitin-dependent protein catabolic process via the multivesicular body sorting pathway
Cellular component (GO): ESCRT I complex
Molecular function (GO): protein-containing complex binding
Source: RefSeq, a predicted model, not a curated record